AUGGAUCAUGCAGCAAUCAGAUACUUGAUGGCAAAAAAGAAUGUCAAGGCAAGACUGGUCAGGUGGAUUUUGUUGUUGCAAGAGUUUGAUCUAGAGGUGCGAGAUAAGAAAGGAGUUGAGAAUGUGGUUGCAGAUCACCUCUCAAUGUUAGAAAGUGAAAGUACAAAAUAUGAUCAGCCAGUGAUUCAAGAUAGCUUUCCAGAUGAGAGGAUUUUGAGAGUGAGUAGAGAACACCCAUGGUAUGCUAACAUUGUGAAUUACUUUGUAGGUGUUGUAUUUCCUGAUGGGUUUAGUUGGCAUCAAAAGAAGAAGCUAAUGUAUGAUGCUAAAUUCUAUUUUUGGGAUGAGUCGUAUUUGUUUAGACGAAAUGCUGAUAAGAUGUGGACGAGGUGUAUCCUAGAAAUGGAACAAAAGCAAAUUCUAGAAAAAUGUCACAACUCAGAAUACGGAGGUCGCUUUCAAGAUGCCAGCAGACUGGAAAUAUUGGAAGAAUACAAGAGAUGCCACUAA
Messenger RNA from Lactuca virosa, 510 nucleotides. The record is from the annotation of a GenBank genome assembly. Lineage: Eukaryota; Viridiplantae; Streptophyta; Magnoliopsida; Asterales; Asteraceae.